AUGCUGUUUUCCAGGCGAGGAGGCAAGGGAGCCCGGCGCCUGCUGCUCUCACUUCUGCUUCUCGCAGCCUGGAAGGCGGGGAGCGGCCAGGUCCAUUACUCGGUUUCCGAGGAGGCCAAACACGGCACCUUCGUGGGCCGCAUCGCGCAGGACCUGGGGCUGGAGCUGGCGGAGCUGGUGCCGCGCCUGUUCCGGGUGGCGUCCAAAGGCCGCGGGGACCUUCUGGAGGUAAAUCUGCAGAAUGGCAUUUUGUUUGUGAAUUCUCGGAUCGACCGGGAAGAGCUGUGCGGGCGGAGCCUGGAGUGCAGCAUCCACCUGGAGGUGAUCGUGGAGAGGCCGCUGCAGGUUUUCCAUGUGGAGGUGGAAGUGAAGGACGUUAAUGAUAAUCCACCAGUCUUCCGAGAGAGAGAACAAAGGUUCUUUAUUCCUGAAUCUAGACUGCUGGAUUCACGUUUCCCGAUAGAGGGCGCUGCUGAUGCGGACAUUGGUACCAAUGCUCUUCUAACAUACACCCUCAGCCCCAGUGAUUAUUUCUCUUUGGAUGUACAGGCAAGUGAUGAAUUGAGUAAGUCACUUUCGCUUGAAUUGAGGAAAUCUUUGGACAGAGAAGAAACACCAGAACUUCAUUUAUUAUUGACAGCCACUGAUGGGGGCAAACCAGAGCUGGAAGGUACAGUUCAACUGCUGAUCACUGUGCUCGAUGUUAAUGAUAACGCCCCAUUGUUUUCUCAGGCCUUGUACAGAGUCCACUUAUCAGAGACUACGGCAAAGGGAACAUUAGUGACCAUAUUAAACGCCUCUGACGCUGACGAAGGUGUAAAUGGGGAAAUUGUCUUUUCCUUUGGCACUGAUGUUCCUCUUAAUGUUCAAAAAAACUUCAAAAUUGAUUCCAGCUCAGGAGAAAUUAGGCUAAUUGGUAGAUUGGAUUAUGAAGAGACAAAAUCCUACGAAAUUCAGGUAAAAGCAGUUGAUAAAGGAAGUCCUCCAAUGUCAAAUCACUGCAAGGUUUUAGUGAAAGUGCUGGAUGUAAAUGAUAAUGCUCCAGAACUGGCGGUCACGUCCCUGUCUUUGCCGGUCAGAGAGGACGCUCCUCUCAGCACCGUCGUAGCCUUCAUGUCCGUGUCCGACCGUGAUUCCGGUGCCAACGGGCAGGUGACCUGCACCCUGACGCCCCAUGUCCCCUUCAAGCUGAUGUCCACCUUCAAGAAUUACUAUUCUCUGGUGCUGGACAGCGCUUUGGACCGCGAGAGCACGGCGAACUACGAGGUGGUGGUGACCGCGCGGGACGGGGGAUCGCCUUCGCUGUCGGCCACCGCCAGCGUGUCCGUGGAGGUGGCCGACGUGAACGACAACGCGCCGGCGUUCGCGCAGCCCGAGUACACGGUGUUCGUGAAGGAGAACAACCCGCCCGGCUGCCACAUCUUCACGGUGUCUGCGCGGGACGCGGACGCGCAGGAGAACGCGCGGGUGUCCUACUCGCUGGUGGAGCGGCGGGUGCGCGCGGUGGACGCGGACUCGGGCUACAACGCGUGGCUGUCUUAUGAGCUGCAGCCGGCGGCGGGUGGCGUGCGCAGCCCGUUCCGCGUGGGGCUGUACACGGGCGAGAUCAGCACGACUCGCGCCUUGGAUGAGGCGGACUUGCCGCGCCAGCGCCUGCUGGUGCUGGUGAAGGACCACGGCGAGCCCGCGCUGACGGCCACGGCCACUGUGCUGCUGUCGCUGGUGGAGAGCGGCCAGGCGCUGAAGACCUCGUCGCGGUCGCCCGGAGGCGCCGCGAGCGCAGAGACGGCGCUGGUGGAUGUCAACGUGUACCUGAUCGUCGCCAUCUGCGCUGUGUCCAGCCUGUUGGUGCUCACGCUGCUGCUGUACACGGCGCUGCGGUGCUCGGCGCCGCCCACCGAGGGCGCGUGCGGGCCGGGGAAGCCCACGCUGGUGUGUUCCAGCGCAGUGGAGAGCUGGUCGUAUUCACAGCAGAGGAGGCAGAGGGUGUGCUCUGGGGAGGGGCCGCCCAAGACCGACCUCAUGGCCUUCAGUCCCAGCCUUCCUCCCGGUCUGAACACGUCGGAAGAAAAUGAACAUCCAGAAACAAAUUCGGACCUUUCCGGUAAUGUAAGUCCAAAUUUCAAGCUUUAG
Ceratotherium simum simum (southern white rhinoceros) is the source of this 2133-nucleotide messenger RNA. Lineage: Eukaryota; Metazoa; Chordata; Mammalia; Perissodactyla; Rhinocerotidae. The record is from RefSeq and is a predicted model, not a curated record.